AUGGUGGGAUCCUGGAGUGGGAAGCAGAUGGCAACGUACCUGUCCAAGACCAUGGCCACCCUUAUGGUGGACUCAGCUAUGCAGAAGGCAUGGAUGAAGCAGGCAGGAGCUGAUGUCUCAGGACUCCAGACAGAAAACGCUGAGCUCUCUAGGAGUGCUGGGGUCAUCUGCAGCCAGCAUGGGGAGGGAGCGGUACAGAGGCUUCUGGAAGAUGACCUAUGUCUGAGUGACGUACUGUUUCUGAAUAUCUUUAAGAGCACCGUGUCACCUGUAGACCGUACGGACCCCCGUGAAGUGCUACCUGGGUCCUACCUGCACAGCGAAAAACAGCUUCUGACUCCUGAACUCUGCUUCCUAACCCAUCAGCAAGAACGGCUGGCGAAUGGGAUGCUGCAGGUGCCAGCCAUCCAUGAGGCACAAGGAGAAACAGUUCAUGAGGGGGAUCCUUGCGGCAGGGAAGGGGCUGCUGGUGCCAGCACUGACGGCCAGGCCUGUUUCACCAGCCUCCAUGCCCCUGAGCUGUCACGGGAGCUGAGAGCGACUCUGCUCAAGACAGAGGUCCUGCUCGAGGGUGACCCGAGUCUCUCUCCCAGGCCACCAGCUACACUGGCAGAUCUCCAGGGAGCAGUAGUUGUUCACACCCAGCCGCACUUGCACAAGCUCCCAAGUGCAACUGCCAAGGUCAGCUGUGCCCAACACCGGGAGAAGUGCGAGCACACGCAGCUCGUCCCAGCUCUUGACUUCCUUCUGAUCGGCAUCAAUGAACUGAUUUCUGGGUAUACCUUUUAUAACCUAUCAGGAUCUUUCAUAUCAGUGCCACGAGGUUGUUCCUGCGUGGUGCUGGUUGCCGUGCUGGACUCCAAUCUAACCACCGUGCAUCUCAGCCCCCCCUUCCUCACGCUGACGGGGAUCCCCGGCCUCGAAGCCGUGCAGCACUGGAUCGGCAUCCCCUUCUCGCUCAUGUAUGCCGCCGCGCUCCUGGGAAACAGCGUUCUCCUCGCGACCAUCCGGACUGAGCGCAGCCUCCAUGAGCCCAUGUACAUCCUCCUGGCCAUGCUGGCGGCCACCGACCUGGGCCUCUGCACCACCAUUACGCCGAAAAUGUUGGGCGUCUUCUGGUUUGCCCUUCGAGACAUCCCCUUCAACGCCUGCCUCACCCAGAUGUUUUUCGUGCACACUUUCCAGGCCACCGAGUCAGGCGUGCUUUUAGCAAUGGCCUUUGACCGCUUUGUGGCAAUCUGCAAGCCCCUGAGACACUCUGCCAUCCUCAGCAACCGGAUGCUCGGCACAAUCGGGAUCUUCUUGAUCCUCAGGCCAACGGUCCUCAUUGCACCAUCUGUUUUUCUGAUUAAGCGGCUGCAGACGUACAGGAGCACCGUCAUUUCCCACUCCUACUGCGAGCACAUGGCCAUCGUGAAGCUGGCAGCUGGCGACGUCUGGGUCAACAAGGCUUACGGCCUCUUCGUGGCAUUCACGAUCCUGGGCCUUGACCUGGUGCUGAUCGCUGUCUCCUACCUCCUCAUCUUCAGAGCCGUGUUCCAGCUGCCGCGGGCGGCACAGCUGAAGGCAGUGCACACCUGCACAGCCCACCUCUGCGUCUUCCUGGAGUUCUACGUCCUGGGCUUCUUCUCCUUCCUCGCCCACCGCUUCAGGCAUGGCGUGUCCCCCUACGUCCACAUCCUCCUCUCCAGCUUCUACCUCCUGGUGCCCCCCACGCUCAACCCCAUCGUCUACGGCAUCAGCAACGCGGCCCUCCGCCGACAGGUGCGGAAGAUGGUGGGUCUCAAGACAUCGUGUCCUUGA
Dromaius novaehollandiae (emu) is the source of this 1803-nucleotide messenger RNA. RefSeq names its product olfactory receptor 52A1-like. The transcript is spliced from 6 exons. Gene Ontology annotation, cellular component: plasma membrane. The record is from RefSeq and is a predicted model, not a curated record. Gene Ontology annotation, molecular function: G protein-coupled receptor activity; olfactory receptor activity. The coding region runs from base 1 to 1803 and encodes 600 amino acids. Gene Ontology annotation, biological process: G protein-coupled receptor signaling pathway. Lineage: Eukaryota; Metazoa; Chordata; Aves; Casuariiformes; Dromaiidae.